Molecule: messenger RNA, 11140 nt
Organism: Bemisia tabaci
Lineage: Eukaryota; Metazoa; Arthropoda; Insecta; Hemiptera; Aleyrodidae
Source: RefSeq, a predicted model, not a curated record
GACAAAGUAACAGUCGGAUGUUCCAGUUAAGCUGAAGCCGUUUCAUUAAUGUCUGACGCUUAAAAUGGAAUGGACGGCUGUCGCUCUGCUCGUGACCUUGAUUCACUAUGGUAGCUGCAACCAGCCGCCGGUGUUCGACGCGGACAUGAACAACGAGCCGCUGGCGGAGAGCACGCCGGUCGGGCAGGUCGUCUACAAGCUGGAGGGCCACGACCCGGAGGGCUCUCCCGUCUACUACGGCAUCCAAGGCACCGACAGAUUCUCCGUCGAUCGCACCCAGGGAGAAGUCCGCAUCGUCAAACCCCUCGAUAGAGAGGUCAACGAUACUUUGAGGUUUCAAGUAACACUUGAAGAUGAGGUUGAGGGUGGCACUAACAACCUGGUCGAAGUCCCCAUUUCAAUUAUCAUUCUCGAUGAUAAUGAUAAUGCACCAGUUUUCAAGGAGACCCCAUAUGAAUUCGUCGUUCCAGAGAAUGCAGCUGUGGGCACAACAGUUUUCUCCAACAUCAAAGUAGAAGAUGCCGAUCUUGUAGGAGAAAUUUUGGAUGUGGUUUGUGAGAAUAGUUUACAGGCGGAAAAAGUUUGCUCAAAGUUUGGAUUGGUGACAAUUAAUGCAACGGAGAGGCUUUUUCUUGGAGGCCUUGUUUUGAAGGAACCCUUAAAUUAUGCAGAUCAACAAUUCUAUGUCCUUGGCUUAACUGCUUAUGACGGCAUGCAUAACACAAGUGCAAGCAUUGAGAUCACAGUGGGUGAUGUCCAGGACACUCCUCCAGUCUUUGUUGGUUCCUUGACUGGUGUCGUGCGUGAAGAUGCUCCCAUUGGAACUUUGGUUAUGACUGUCCAGGCUCGAGAUGGGGACAAAGGCCAACCAAGGCCUGUUGUAUACGAUCUCAUUAUGAAUCCUAUGGACUACUUUUUAAUUGAUACCACAAGUGGAGAGCUGAGAACUGCACGUCCUCUUGAUCGAGAAGCCCUGGACAAAUCCAAUGGUGUUGUUUCUCUCACUAUUCGAGUGCGAGAAGUAGUAGAUGGUAUCCCAAGCAAUGAUGAAUCCACCGUUGCAACUGCGAUUGCAACCAUUACAAUCAAAGAUGUUAAUGAUGAACCACCCAGGUUUAACAAAAGAGACUACUCCGUCAUUAUCAAAGAAAAUAUUCCAACUGGCACCCCUCUUCCACAUUUGGAUAUGAUUGUCACGGAUCCAGAUGUUGGAUCAAACGCACAAUUCUCAUUACGCCUGGAAGAUGUCUCCAAGGCCUUUUCCGUUGAACCAACAGCUGCAAAUGGUUCAACCUCCGUCAGCAUCAGAGUUACCAAUGGUUCCCUAGACUAUGAAAACCCCAAUCAACGGAAAUUCAUCAUCCUCGUCAUAGCCGAAGAAACAAACACAACCAAACAUCUCUCUUCGACAGCUACACUGACAGUUGAAGUCUCUGAUGCAAAUGACAAUGCACCAACAUUCGACAGAGAUGCUUAUGCAGUCACUGUUAGCGAGACUGCUACUCCUGGAACAAUCAUUUCCACAAUAACCGCCAUGGAUCGUGAUAGCGGCGAAUUCGGGCGGGAUGGCUUGGUGUAUCAGUUGCAAGGUGACAAAGCGGAACGCUUCUCGGUAGAUCCAGAGACAGGGACGAUAACAGUUGCUCUUUGUAACACCCCAGGGACAGACCCCUGCUUAGAUUAUGAAACUCAGUCAGUCUAUUUCUUAACCUACAAAGCAACAGACACGAGUGGAGAGGGCCUCUCGACAUCAGUUCCGCUCAAAAUUUCACUUCUAGAUAGCAACGAUAAUCCACCUGAGUUUGAGAGCAACCACUAUUCAGCAUUGAUUGAUGAAGGAAAAACGGAGUUCGAUCCGCCAUUGAUUGUCCAAGCUAGAGAUAAAGACAAAACGUCAGAAAUCAGGUACUCAAUAGAAUCGAGUAACGCAGAGGGGCUUGUUGACAUAAAUCCACUAACGGGAGAGAUAACUGUCAUCAGCCCUGAAGGUCUGGAUAUGUCAGCAAUAGACGGAGAAACACUUUCACUAGUUGCGGGGGCUUCUGAUGACAUGUUCAAAGUACUUACUACUGUCAAUAUCACAGUCCUAGACGUCAACAAUAAUGCCCCCGAAUUUGAGUACGAUAACAUCACAAUAAAUGUGAAGGAAGAUACUCCUGUGGGUGCCUCUCUUAUGACUGUCUCGGCAUACGAUGCAGAUACAGGAAUCAAUGCCGUCGUGAACUACCGUAUUGAAAAAGGCGCUUUUUCUGAUUUUGCUGUUGAACCUUUGUCGGGAGAUCUGAGUAUAGCAUCCAAGUUGGAUUAUGACCGCAGGAUGGAUUACACCAUUGAAAUAAUUGCUUAUGAUGGUGGAACCCCCUCCUUGACUGGAACAACAACAGUCAACAUCAAUAUUGAAAAUACAAAUGAUAAAAAUCCAUACUUCUCUCCUGCUCUUCAGCGAAUUGAUGUUGCAGAAGAUGCAGCCGUCGGUAAGGUGUUUUAUCGUUUGGUCGCAAAAGAUCCAGAUGUUAACCAGUCGGAUGCUUUGAACUUCGCAGUUGCUGAACCUAUUACUGCAGUCGACAAAAAUGGAGUAGAAGUAGAUUAUGAUACUUCCUAUAAAACCUUUUUCUCUGUUGAUAAACUAACUGGGGAUGUUUCCGUCGCCAACCCGCUACAAAGAGAUAUGGCAGCAGUUGUUCGUCUGACCGUCAUCGUGACGGAUACUACUGCUCCCAAUCUUCAGCAAGGAAACGGCACUCUUAUUGUGUCAAUCAUGGAUGUGAAUGACUUCGCGCCUCAGUUUCCUCCUCCGUGGACCAGAGAAAAUCCAAAGUACAGUUUCAGCAUUUGGGAGGAACAGCCUAUUGGCACUGUUUUAGGAACGUUCACUGCUUUUGAUGAAGACUCAAUCAUUGACCACUACGCCAUUGUCCCCGAAAGUGAGUACUUUGAGGUCAACAACGAAACAGGCGCCAUCAAAUCGAAAAGUAGGAUCGAUUUUGAAAAAGUGGAAACCAUACAUUUCAACCUUUUUGCUUACGAUUCUGGUCUCCCCCAAAUGUCAUCAUCUGCGCUAUUUAUCGUCCAUGUCAACAAUACCAAUGACAAUAGUCCUGUUUUUAAUCAGAGUGAAUAUCAUGCAAGUAUCAUGGAAAAUUCUCCGCGUGGAACCUACCUGACAACAGUGCAGGCAACUGACGAUGACAAAGGAAUCUUGGGCAAAGUAAGUUAUCGACUCACAGGGAGUGACGGUCUUGCCAGUAUUGACUUUAACGUUGAUGACAUGGGUUCCAUCUUCGUUGCUAACCCUGAGUCACUUGAUCGUGAGUUAAAUGCAGAAAUCACUAUCCAAGUUAUUGCAUAUGACGGAGGACUCGGGGAUAACAUGAGAUCUGCAUCCGCUCCCCUUCACAUCAAAGUGAUUGAUGUAAAUGACAACAAACCUGUGUUCAGUCAACAUCAUUACACAGCAUCAAUUGUUGAAAAUAUACCUCUGUCUCCUGCUGCCCCGAUUGUCCAACUAAAAGCGGAAGACAAAGAUAACAAUGCUCAGUUAAUGUUCAAAAUUGUGUCAGGGAACAGCGACGAUGUGUUCCGAAUCGAUCCUGAAACUGGGAUAAUAUAUCCUCAAGCCUCACUUCAAGGAAAAUUGUCGCAGUAUGUGUUGGCUGUUGAGGUCUCCGACAGCAAAUUUUCAGACACUGCAAAAGUGGAUAUCGCAGUUUUAGAUGUGAAUCAAGCUCAACCUCUGUUCAAAGAACCUCCUUUGCCCAACGCCACAGUUCUAGUUCCUGAAAACACUGGGCCAGAUCACCUAAUUAUGAAGGUUCAUGCUAUAGACACAGACUCUGGUGAAAAUGGUCGCGUAACAUAUCAUUUCAAAAUCAAUAAUCUAAAUGUACAAGAAACGGAGGAGUUUAUGAUUAAUGCUGAUACUGGGGAGCUCAAAUCAAAGAUUCUUCUAGAUCGAGAGGAAAAAUCCAGUUACCAGUUGGUGUUGGUAGCACGUGAUCAAGGAUCUCCAACUUGGUAUGAAUCUUUGCGUUUUCUCACGAUAGUUCUCGAAGACGUAGAUGACAACAAACCGACUUUCAUGAAAGAAAAUGCAAGUGCAUCAUUCCUGUUUCAAGUGCGUGAAAACAAUCCUUUGCACCUCCGAAUUGGCAAACUGGAAGCAUUCGACAAAGAUGAAGGGGUAAACGCCAAAGUUUAUUAUUACAUUAUAGAAGGUAACGCGGAUCGUAGUUUUGCUGUUGACCGUUUAGAUGGAUCUGUGUAUACAAAUUCGUCUCUUGACCGAGAAACAAGAUCCACCUAUGACCUCUACGUCAAAGCAACAAACGAUCCUGACUAUUACCCAGCAAAGGAGAGUAACGUUUCGUUGGAAGACCCAAGUGUGGCUCGUGUGCGAAUUUUGGUUUUGGAUGAAAAUGAUAACCCGCCCAUUUUUAAUCAAACGGAAUACAACACAGGCGUCAACAGCAUGGCGGACUUGGGUACCUUGGUGUGUCAAGUCGAUGCGUCGGAUUUAGACGAAGGAGCAAAUGGUUCCUUAACGUAUCAAAUAACAGCUUCAUAUUUGUACAGGGCAGGCUCCAAUGUGUCCUCUGGCUCGGUGGUGCCGAGUCCUUUCAUGAUUAAUUCUUCAGGCCGUAUCACCAUUGCUGCUUUUGUUGCCGAGUAUAACCAGGAAUGGUUUAAACUCAAUGUUGUUGCCAAAGAAUCAGCUCCUCCUUUCAGAGAAGCUGUUGCCAUUGUAAAUGUUUGGAUCUACGAACAGAAGCAGUUAAUUCGAGUGAUUCUAUCCCGUCCUCCAAAAGAAGUGCACCAAGACAAAGAGGAAAUAGUCAUGGAACUUUCAAAUGUUACCAACCACCUAGUGGUUGUCGAUGAGAUUAAAUAUCAUCUGCAGAAUAACGGUAGCAUCCGAUAUGAUUGGUCGGACCUGUACAUGCAUGUGAUUGACCGAAAAACGCAAAAUAUUGCUCAAAUUACUGAUAUUCUAGAAAUGAUUGAUACGCAAUAUGACUUGCUCAAAGAUUACUAUGCUAGUUUCGCAAUUGAAAAUGUCAUCCCUGCAUACAUUAUUUCCAAUGUGGAGCCUUUUGAGCCAGCUCUAGCUGCCUUGGUAGCCUUGUUGAUUGUAUUAUGUGUUGGUACAAUAUCAAUUAUAAUUGUUUGCUGUUGCUUCCGUCAUUGGGUCGUAACGGACCCCUCAGAUGUGAAAUCGGACAUGUUGAUAAAGAAGACUAUUAUCGACGAUCUCAACACAACUGAGAAUCCCUUAUGGAUUGAACAGAAAUUGAAACUCUACGAGGAGCAAGAACUAACAAUGCAAGUGUUCUGUGAACCAGACAGAAUCCGAAGGGAUAGUGUUGGGGAUUUAUCAGUGGGAGGAGACAACACCUAUGCUACGAUACAGCGCCCUCACUCACAGCAGAGGGACUACGCCACUCUGGGUGGCUCGAUUCUACCCUUGGACAGUGCAAGCACGCACAGUCAGCAAUCUGAUUCUUUUCAGAUGUACGAGGCUGCAUUGGGUUUCCAAGGAUCAACGUUCCAAGUGCCCGAUUCACCACCAGACACAGCUGAUUUGCUACGAGCACGCAGUGAGCUGAGAGUGAACAAAGAUGGUCAACCAGAAUUUGUCUCAGAGCUUAUUUAGCUCUGAUGAGUUCUUUCUUUGUGAAAAUUAGUCCAUUUCAUUGUCUUUUUUUGUGUUUCUAUUUGUGAUUCUAAGAAUGUUAAUCACAGUCUUAAAGUGCAGGAAAGUUACAGGAGCCGUUUGUAGCUUUAUCGUUUUUUUUUAUUAUUUUUUUUUCUUUAAAAAAGAGUAAAAAUAAGUAGAAUAUACCAUCAGAAAUAUAAUGGAUCAGUUGCGUACAGAAUUGUAUUUUGAUGGUUUAAGGUAAUUGAUAAGUAGACGAUAUGUAAUUAAAUCCGUCCAAACGCCUAAUUUCUACUUCCGAGAAUUACGGAGAUAUUGCCCCUCGUUAAACAUGGUGCAUGAUGUCUUCUACCACAUUAGUACAUACAAUAGCUUCCUCCACCUUGGAUUCAUAAAUUAGUGACACACAGAGUUUUGUUGGUCGCUUGACUUCAAACACGGAUGAAACCAAAGUGGAAGAAACCGUGUCAUGUACCUCCAAGGUAUGGAAGACAUCAUACACUGUGUUUUUUGAAGUGCAAUACCUCUAUCAAUAUUGGAAGUAGGAACUUUGCGUCUGGUCAGUCUUUAUUAUUUUUGGCUGCUUUAUAAUCUGAAACUAUCAAAACACGAUUCUACGACUAGCGCAAUCCUGAUUCUUCACUAACUUUGCAUGUCAAAGUUUUGAGCUCUCUUAGCUUUCCUGCAUCAUUAGAAGACUUGCCAAGUAAGUUCAAACUCUUUUAGAGUAAGAUAGCAGAUCUCUGCCAUUUUGAUUCUUACACUUAAUUUUGAUGCAAAAAUGAAGAUGGGAGAUCUUCUCUCUAAUAGUGUGCAAACUUAUUUGGCAUGGACUUUAUCUUCCAUUUGUCUUCCUUUACAUGGCGAAGGAAAAUGUUCCCCUCACUACAUGGCACUCAGUGCCCAAAUUUAGUAUUGUGUUUUAUGUGAUCAUGUACUUGCAUUUUGUCAUUCCAUUUAGUGUCUUAUCAUUGCCAUACUCUCUCUUAAAUCUUUUGUCUUAAAAUUUUUAAGUCUCGUAUUGUUGUGUCAAAUAAGUGGCAACGAAGCUAUUCGACGUCAAGUAGAGAAUAGCAUUAUUUUAAACCCUCUAGCAACGAAAUUUUGUGUUCAAAAGUUUCAAUUGUGAUUCCUUUUUUAGUGAAUUUUACUGUUUAUUGGUUGUGAAUGUACCUUCAAUAAUUUUGAAACGAACAACGCCUUUUUUGUAAGAUUUUGUAUAUAAGACUGCUAAAAUUUUUUGUGAUUUUCCUUGAGAUCACACAAUUGUCCUGGUACGUAUUCUAACUUGAAUGUUUUAUUUGUUGGAUUUGUAUAGAAAGAAACCCUUUUUGAAACGAUUUUAAUGUAUUUUAAAUACUCUGAUCGAUGGCUGAAUUCAGAAACCAUGUAGCUAUUUUGUUUUGCAGUCUUGCAGAUUUACAUCACACUUUAUCAAUAAGAAAACCAAUCAGCUGAAUUUUUUUAUAAUUUUUAUGAUUUUUCUUCUCUGUUUUUAGAAUAUUCUAUGGAAACCUCAAGCAAAUAUAUCUGCUAAUUUCCCCUCAAAAAGAUAAAAUACGAGUAUGAGACAUCACACUGUAGGUACAUGGUUUCCAAGCUUAGCUAUAACUAUGCAAUGGAUGAAGGUCAGUUGAAAGUGAAACCUUUCCUGUCUGAGAAGGAACUGUGCCAAUGAAAAAAAUGGAUAUUUUCUUCUCAUUUGAAAUUUUGUUUCAUAAUUUUUUGAACUGUUUUUAACACAAAUAAUUAUUGUUUUCAAUAAUAGAUUUUAAUAUAAGACUACUAUUAUUUCUGCUUUCAACUUGGUCCGUUCUAUGUGUGUGUGCUGGACUAAAACUUCCUCUCCCCACUGUUUGAAUGUUUCCUAGGUUUCAAAUUUUUUCAGCUGACCUCCAUGCGUUAAGAUUUUUUUUAAAAAAUUUGAUUAAUAAUACUGUGAUAAUAUUUAUUACGUAUUAUUUGUACAAAUGUUUAUUAGUUAGUAUCAAAUUUGUGUGAUAUUAUGAUUUCUAUGUUGUAGGAGUCGCAUUUGCCUAGGAAUGAGGUUCAGCCUCAGCUUUAUUUAAUAUCAUUGUCAAAACUUUAUUUAGUUCAAAAUUUUAAUUAUUGCAUAAUACUGUUAAAAUACUGUUCAUUUGUCCCCCCCCCCCCCCCCCCCCGCUCAGUAUGUGUCAAUUGUUUUAUAUUUCCAUAAUACCUCCUUUCCAUGCUCCAAGCAUGUUGUAUAGAAAUUGAAAGUCUCCCGUCUUAAAAUUUAGUCUGCGUCUCACCUGGUUAUCUUAAUCCAGAUUUCCUGGCUACUUUUUCAACAGUAAUUUAGUCUAUACCAGGCAUUCAAGCAUGACAACAAAUUUUCUAGUAUGAUCCAUCUCCUUGUUUCUCAUUUUAUUGUACCUAAGCUCUUUGAUAACUUCCUCUCAAAGAAAGAAAAGGACAGCAUUGAAUUCUCUUUGUUGUGAGAACUAUAUCGUUGUUUCUAGUAUUUUUAUUUGUCUCCUAACUAGGUACAUGGAGAGUAGGUAUUGGAAGCACUCUAAAACUAUUAUGGAUUCUGCGUGUAAAAGUGUCCCAAUUAUCAGUCAUCAGAGAAAAAAUUUAAUUUUGGUUUAGAUUUUUCUGUUUGUCCAGAAUGGGUGGUGAAUGUUUGGAGCUGUCAGUAAAGUCUUACGCAAGCUCUCUGAUUGGCUCAUUUUGUAAUGCACCAUUAGAUAAGGUGCGAAUUUAAGCAUUAUGAUUUUUGUAUCCCCCAUCAAAACACCUGGGACACGAUUUGUACAGCAAUAAUUACUGAAGUUAACUCCCAACCUAGAUAUUAACGCUUUUCGAUACAACAAACCAAACCUUCCUCUCACAAUAAAAAAUCAUAACCUACUUCAGCUCAAUCCCUCACUGAAAGUUACCAUAACAGUCUUUGCAGUGUGAAAAUAUGACACCCUCAAUAUUGAUGCUGUGGCUCAGCUAUUGCACAAUGUUUACACUUUAAGCAACACAGGGUGAGAAAGCAACACUGCUUAUCAAGAAACCUGCCAAAAUCAUUAAAGUUUUUCAAUUUUAUUCAAGUAGAUUAUGUUUUUUGAUGGGAACGGGAAAUUCAAAUUUUUGAUAACCAAUGCUAUGUAAAAACGUUGAUAUCUUUGUUUGGACUUAAUUUCAGUAAUUUUCGUUGCUUAAACCGUGUUCCUUCUGAAAUUCUUAAGCAGAAAUAUACAUAGGUAGAUCAGAAUGCUUGAAUUCGUAAUUUCUCCAAUGGUGUCCUUUCCUCAUAUUAUUUUCACAGAAUUCUGAGCUAACUGUAAGCAACAAAUUUAGGAUGUAAAAAGUCAUGGAGACGGGUCAGAGGUAGAGAGUCUUACUUUCACCAUUAUGUUGCAGCGUUUCACUCUCCUAUCCCUGUAUGCAUUAUCAAGUGUUUGUCUCUGUGUUUUACGUCGGCAAUUUUGUUCAAACCAUGAAUUUUAUGAAAAUUUCAAGACAAAAUUUGCCACUGUUCUUUAAAAUAUCAAUACACUGUCAAGUGAAACUUCGCAAUGUUGCACUUUAAUCACGUUCCUAUGGCUCUGAUCCCUUCAUUUGAUACUCUCAAGCCUGCAAUUUGUUAAAGAACUCCUGACAUGCGUUCUUUCUCUCCAUGUACCUUGUUUUAUUAGAUUGGAUCAGCUGAAGGACAUUGUUGAAAAACGCCUUUUCCCAAAAUUGUAAAGCUUGUGCAAAAUAGGUGUUCAUUAAAUAUUUCAAUUUAGAAAUGCCCUUAUCUGUUGCUCUGCUUAUGAAGUGCAGGACUUGUGAGAAUAAAGUUGCAAUUCUAAUUAUUUAGGUGUUUUGCUCAGGUAUUUGUGCCUUUCGACAAUGGUCCAUCCCAUUUUCUUUAUCUAAGACGCCUACAUAUUUUCUCAGUAUGUAGUAACUUUACUCUCACAUGGCAUUCCAAGCAUGGCAAGAAUUUUUUAACCCAUUUCAUCCAAGGCUAGACCUGAAAUUAAAAGUAUAAACUUUAGAAAAUUGUCUUUGCUCAACAUAAUUUUGAGAAAUAAGUAACGCAGCUGAAGAGGCUCGCAAAGUAAAUCAAGUGGAAUGUUUUUUUUUCCUCUUUCUGUUUCUUUCAAUCAUUACUUUCCUUUUUUGUGAUGAAUUUUAUUCCUGCAGAGGGAAUAUAAAAGUAUUGUCAUGUAGAAUGUCAAAUAUGACCUCAGAACCCUAAAAGAUGAAAGUCCCAACCCUAUUUCAAAACUUAUUUAUAAAUCACCUUUAACAUCACUAUUGUUAAUAAAUUCUUACAAAAGAGAGGAUUUUAAUUUUUUUUUUAAUUUGAAUUGUUUUUUUGCAAUUGCUUCUUUAAAGCAGAAAUUCCUUAGUUUGAUCAAGACUUUUGAAGGGUCAUAGCUUAAAAAUGUUCCCAUUUUUAAUAAAACUUAAAGAGUCAAUUCUUUGUCAAUAUGUGUAGAAGUGAAAAAAUUUCAAAUCAAUUUGUUCUGUGGACCAGGAGCUCUGUCACUUUAUCGAAAGUUUGAAGUAGUCAUCAUAUGAAAUCCCUUUCACAUGUUUUGAUCCCUAAAUUUUGUAGCACACUCAAAAUUAGCCCAGAAAUAUUGGUGGGUGACAUCUGUUUUCAUAUCUUUUUUGGCGUUUUAUAGUGUGCCUUUUUACUUUGAUUUCCUUCUGUAUUGACUCAUUUUUGCUUUUACCAUUUUAAAUAAGUAUCAUGCUGAUCUAUGAUGGAACAGGAAAAAACUGGAUUUCACUUGUAGUGCCUUAAAAAUUCCACCUCAUUUUAUUCUCUCUCUCAAAAAAAAAAAAAAAACUUUGUAAUACUCGCGUAUGAAACUAUUAAGUAUUAUUUUAGUUAGCUCUAAAUCAAUUAAGGCAAAUCUCAAGCAUUGUGUCCUUUUUUUCCUUUUUUUAAAAUAAUAAUAAUAAUAAUAAUAAUAAUAAUUUGAAAUUGCACAUAAAAGGAGGUGAGAAAAGUCACAAAUUAGACUCAUGAUUCUACCACCUUUAUCAUUGAAGUGUUUCUUUAUUCUUGCAAUGCAUUUUUUUGUUUCACUAGAUAUUGCCGUACGAACUACUGGUAGUUACUCUGCCUAUAUAGGCAUUUUACUAUUUAAUAUCAAGAAAAUAAUAUAUCUAUUUCAAAUCACAAUUUAUAUGGUAUUCAUUGGUGUUUUUUGUGCCUUCUAGGUUCAUUUUUAAUGAACUUUAUUUUAAGAAUAAAAACCUAGCAAGAGUUUCUGGUUAAGGUGAAAAAUUUCAAACAUUCAUCAUUUUACGUAAGUGACCCGUAUUUUUCACCCUUUAAGUUAUGUGAUUUCCCAAGUCUCUGUUUAUCAUUGUUUUUCCCAAAAAUGUUCCCUAUACUUCUAUUCAGUAUUUUGAGAUAUUUAUUUCCAGAGCUUCCUUAUCCUUUUAGUCUUAUUUUUUUACACGCAUAGCUGUAAGUGCCAAACCAUGUCUUGUAAGUAGUAAUAAAUAUUUGUAUAUUUUUAA